AUUUCUUAUGCAAUUUGGCAAUUUUUACGCUUCAUUCUAACUUACUAUUUCUAGCUCUAUCUAACUCUUACUGACUGGAAAUGUUUGGGCUUGUUAGCAGACCUACAAGGAGGAUCGGGCAGACGCUCUCCUACCUACAAAGGCAUAACAGCACUUUGAUCGUAGCAGAACACAACAAUGAGAAUCUUGUACCCAUCACCCUCAACGCCAUCUCGGCUGCUAAGAAGGUCGGGGGAGAGAUCUCCUGUCUUGUUGCUGGUACCCAGUGUGCAAAGGUAGUGGAAGAAUUAUCCAAAGUUUCUGGGGUAACCCGCAUCUUGGUGGCAGAGAGCGAGGAGUACAAGGGUUUCCUCCCCGAGUCUCUCACCCCACUCCUUAUGGCCACCCAAACACAAUUCAACUUCAGUCAUAUCGCAGCGGGUGCAUCCAGCUUUGGGAAGAGCUUGCUGCCGCGCCUGGCUGCUAAGCUCGACGUUGCUCCCAUCUCGGAUAUCAUUGACAUCAAGGCCCCUGACACAUUUGUGAGGACAAUAUAUGCAGGAAACGCUAUAGCCACAGUGAAGUCCCUUGAUGCCCUGAAGAUCUUCAGUGUAAGGGGUACAGCAUUUGAACCAGCAGAAGCUACAGGAGGAGCAGGAGCAUCAGAACCAGCACCUGCCUGUGAUGCCAAGAAUGACCAGUCAUCCUGGCUGAGCCAGUCGUUGUCCAAGAGUGACCGACCAGAACUGACCAGUGCUGAUACAGUCAUCUCUGGAGGGAGAGGUAUGAAGAAUGGCGAGAACUUUGAGCUCCUGUACACUUUAGCUACCAAGAUGAAUGCAGCCGUGGGCGCCUCCCGAGCAGCCGUUGACGCUGGUUUCGUUCCCAAUGACAUGCAGGUCGGACAGACCGGCAAGAUCGUUGCCCCGCAAUUGUACAUAGCCGUUGGUAUCUCAGGUGCAAUCCAGCAUUUAGCUGGUAUGAAGGAUAGUAAAACCAUUGUCGCUAUCAACAAGGAUCCCGACGCACCCAUCUUCCAGGUCGCUGACCUCGGACUUGUUGCUGAUCUUUUCAAGGCUGUUCCAGAAAUGACCGAGAUGCUGGAUAAGUAGUGAAGAACUUUACCAAGAAGAGCCAGUGCCAUUGGCAAAAAUUUCCAAAAUUCCCUGUGCACUACUGGGGGUGUAUCCCACUAAGUGCCCAUAGUGUAUUAAUAACUUGAAUAUGAUCUAAACGGUGUUGCACCAAUAUCUAAUGCUGUGGAAAAUUAUUCUUGCUUCGGGGCAAUGUUGAUCAUCUACAUCAUUUUACUUCAAGCAGUGUUAGAGUGAAUAUAGUUUAACAUCUAAGUUUGGUAAUUUUUUAAGUUUGUGAAAAAUUGAUUCGUCCCAAAUUAUAUUUGUUUGACAUGUGACAAUUUAAAGCUUACAUCUAAAAGUAUUCAAUAAAGGCCCUCAUAAUCAACCAGUAGAUCUUUCAUUCUUUAGUUACAAAGACACAAACAACAUCAUUACAAGGGGUAUGAAACUAUGAAUAACUUAGUAACUGUACCUCUUGGUCUGUCUGUGUGUAUUUGUACAUAAUAUAUCUGUAAAGCAUUUUAUUAGAGAUAUCGUCAGAUGCGCUAUAUAAAAGCGGAGUAUUAUUAUAAUUACAUGGAGAUUUACGACGGCUAAAGUUUUGUUACUCAUGCCAAAGAGUGAUAAGCAAACCUAGUCAGAUGUAUUAUUUUAUAUAACAAGCACAUUGGUGUGAAUGAAGUUGUUUUGCAAAGCACAAGUGGGACCCUUAUUGACUCGGUAUAUGUCUUCUGCCAGCAGAUAAUGUAAUGUCAGCAAUUGCCCCAUCUGCUGAGAGACAGAAGCUUAUGAACUCUGUAUAGUGGUAUUUGAGUGAACACCCUUAUGGCUCUCAACAGACAAAUAUACAUUUAUGUAUUGAUCAAAUUCUUCCCGGUCCAACUAUUGAACAUUGUAGUUUAAAUGAGAUCUGUGGUCUGUAAAACGUCCUGUUUGAAGAAAAAGAAGUAGAACAAUUUAAAUGGUGGACCAUUAUGCAUGUAUAAAUAAAUUAUCUGUGAUGGUAUUUUGCACAUAUGAAUGUUACAUUUGAGGUGAGAUGAAGGACGAUGUAUAGCAAUAUGUUGACAAAGAGAUGAAUAAAAUGUGAAAUUUUACCUCAA
Strongylocentrotus purpuratus (purple sea urchin) is the source of this 2161-nucleotide messenger RNA. Its product is annotated as electron transfer flavoprotein subunit alpha, mitochondrial. The transcript has 8 exons. Bases 81 to 1091 code for a protein of 336 amino acids. Gene Ontology annotation, cellular component: mitochondrion. The record is from RefSeq and is a predicted model, not a curated record. Gene Ontology annotation, molecular function: electron transfer activity; flavin adenine dinucleotide binding. Lineage: Eukaryota; Metazoa; Echinodermata; Echinoidea; Camarodonta; Strongylocentrotidae.